This is a messenger RNA of Seminavis robusta, 2538 nucleotides long. Lineage: Eukaryota; Bacillariophyta; Bacillariophyceae; Naviculales; Naviculaceae. The record is from the annotation of a GenBank genome assembly.
AUGUUGUUUUCCAUUGUCAAACUCGGCGUAGCGACGCUGGCCUUGUUUCCCGAUGGUGGUUUCGCCAUGACAAGAAAACAUGCCCGUGGUGGUACAUGUAGAAGGGAGUUGUCCUCCUUCCCCGAAGUGAACCGCAAUUAUCCCGAGCUGUACGGUCCUGGAGAUAACCAAGUCUUUUAUGAAGCCGAAUCUCUUGACUACUUCAAGAAUGAAAUUAGUUCAUAUUGGUUUGAGUGGCUCAAUCCACGUGAAAUCGAGGCUGGAGGAACUACGUGUGGCUUUCUCUAUCCCGACCUUGGAGUACUCCAUGGUGUUACCUACCCAACCAUUAAGGUUUAUGUUUGUGUUAGGUUUGCUAAUGUCCAACCCGCUGCUAAAGGGAACAUGUUUGUUCAUUGCGGCGGGCCUGGGUCAUUGUCCUAUUGCACAAAGGGUAUGAUCUAUGGAGGAUAUUUCAGUGAAAAGAACCUUGAUGAGUACAACAUCUGGUCCAUUGAUCAGAGGGGCAUGGGCCGUUCUUGGCCGAACUUUGCACACGACGAAUGUUCUCUCAAGAAAGUUAUUCGCGAUUCCACUGGUGCAAUCCAAAGCAUGGUGAAACGCGAUGAAGAUAACGCGAGGGUGAACGUUACUGGCUUGGACGAUGAAGACCAGAUCAAGCUCAUUCUGCAGAAGUACAAAAGCAGAGCUAGGGAUUGCUGGGGCGUCCCGGAAUUCAACAUGAAGGCUACCCAAUCCGAUUACAGUGUCAGGGAAUUCCAUUUCCUUGAAUACUCGGGAACUAGAUCAUUGGCGCAAGAUGUGCAUCUUUUAAGGCACCUCAUGAAUGCUCCCAAAUUGCACUUGUACGGAAUUUCCUAUGGCACUUCCGUCUUUUCUACUUACGCAACGCUAUUUCCUUCACACGUUGGACUAUUCGUGCUGGAUAGCACUGUUAGUCCCAAUCCCGAUCACUAUCAUGUCGCUUUUACACUAUCGGUCGGGCUCAAUACCCGAAUCAACUACGUGCUAUACAGUUGCAGCGCUCACAAUGCUCGAAGUCCAGGCUGGUGUCCGGUUGAAGAUUUGCGAGAAUGCGUCAGCGACAUUAAUGCUAUGACAAGGGAUUCUGGAGUCAAUGUUGGGGCGUGGGGAGGCGACGGCUUUAGAUUUAUCCAAAUUGCCCUGUAUGUAUUGUUUCGGUACCCCGAUCGCGCCGAAGAAGUUUGUGCUUUGGCAGACGCAGGGGACCGGCAGGGUUUUGCUGAAAUUUUGGAUGAGCUGUAUUACUUUUCGAGGCCUACAGAUACAGAAGAAAGGACUGAAACAGAAGCUCCAGUUGCGACUUCCAAGCAGGGAGUAUACGAUCCUAGGUACUCGCAACCCACAGACACUUACAGCGACGUAUACGGCAACCCAGACUACCUCAUUCUCGUUGGGCCUGGCAUCCAGAUUCCUGUCGUUUUGGUCCGUGGCCAAGAUCGAGCAGGUGCCGUCUACGACGAAGAUUUCUUUGCCAAGGAAGUACUGGCAUUUGGUAAAAAGUACACUGGUGCUGGAACUGGACGUCCCGCUAGGGCAUUUUUCGCUGAGUACACCGUCGGAUUCUACUGGCCCAAAUCUGCCCCAAUCCCGCCCGCGGGUAAUCCCUUUCUCAGGGGAAUUGUUGUCGGUCUGCUUUACGAUUCCAAUACCCCUUACGUCUGGGCCCAGGAAAUGAGAGCGGCGUUCCCUUAUACCUCCAUGUUGACCUCACAGGCGACCAACCACGGACUGGGCGGAGACGACCGAGAAUGCCAGAGCCACGUUACGGACUAUUUGGAUUCAGGAUACAUCAACUUUGUUGAUGGCUUGGUUUGCGGUGAUGACUUUGCUUCAGGUGACGACUUUAUGAACAUUUUCUUCCCACAAACCCCGGCGCCUUCACCGCGUACAUCAACUCCUCCCACCGAAAGCAGCGCAACCACCAUACCCAACACAAACGAACCAACGAUUCAGCCAACGGAAUCCGCGGCUCCCGGAGAAUUCAAGACAAGUGUUCCCACAAGCUAUUCUGUUAGUGCGGAUGGAGAGGAAUCCGCAGCUCCCGGAGAAUCCAAGACAAGUGUUCCCACAAGCUAUUCUGUUAGUGCGGAUGGAGAGGAAUCCGCGGCUCCCGGAGAAUCCAAGACAAGUGUUCCCACAAGCUAUUCUGUUAGUGCGGAUGGAGAGGAAUCCACGGCUCCCGGAGAAUCCAAGACAAGUGUUCCCACAUCCGCGGCAACACUUGUGCCAGGCAACGGAAACAGCAAUAUUUUUUUCCAUGGUGAUGGCCUCGUUACCGACAAUGGUGACCAAAAUAAACCCGCUUGCAAUAAUCAAACUGCAAACGCAACAACCCCAACGAACACAGCCUUCACGAGUGCCCCAACUCCAAGCACCAUUGCGCCGACAAAUGGUGCAACUACAGCCGAUGCAACUAUGAUCAAAUCUGGUUGCACCUUUCGACACCACUCAUGUUACCACUGGCUAUUCCAUCUUGGUGUGACACUUGUUCCUUUGAUAUUCUUUUUCCAAUAG